GGCAGUGCCUCUCCUCUCUCCGCCGGUGGAGUCGAGCCGAGCCGAGCCGAGCCAGCUGGUGUCGCGGAGCUCAGCGCGUUGCGUGUGCGGAGCCGAGCGCGCGCCGUCGUCGCGGUGGUGCUCAAGAAGUGCGUGUUUGUGAAGUGUGUUGCUACCCCCGUGCGCCGGGCGGCUAUGACACGGGGGUGACCCAAGCGCGAGCAUGGAUACCUCAGCCGGCCGGGACGGCCGCUUCAACCUGGGGUACAACAUGUCCCUCCUGGGCGGAGACACAUCCCCGGACAUGUACGGUGGCGGCCGGUCGUCGUCGGCCUCCCUGGGCGGCAUGGGCGGCGGGCUGACGGGCACGUGCGGGCCCGCCGGCGGCGGCCCUCCGCGCGGACUCAAGCGCACCUCCUCGGACGUGUGCUUCCUGGACGGGGGCGUGUCGGGCCGCGGCGGCGGCGGCCUCGACUGCGGCGCGGACCUUAUGGACGACGGCGGCUACUCGCCCGCGCCCCAGAAGAGCGGCCCGCCCCCCAACGGCAAGAAGACCAAAGGCCGCGUCAAGAUCAAAAUGGAGUACAUCGACAACAAGCUGAGGAGGUACACCACCUUCUCGAAGCGGAAGACAGGCAUAAUGAAAAAGGCGUACGAGCUCUCGACGCUGACUGGCACGCAAGUGAUGCUGCUGGUCGCCUCGGAGACGGGCCACGUCUACACGUUCGCGACGCGCAAGCUUCAGCCCAUGAUCACCUCGGAGGCGGGCAAGGCCCUCAUCCAGACGUGCCUCAACUCCCCUGACCCUUGCCCGUCCUCCGGCGGCGGCAGCGGAGGCGGCGGCGGCAGCGACCAGCGCAUGUCGGCGACGGGCUUCGAGGAGACGGAGCUCUCGUACAACAUUGGCGACGACGAACAGAAAGAGUCUGACGAUACCAUGCCGUCCCCGAGGUCCGUGGACGAUGGCGACAUGAGCGGUGGCGAGUCGUCCGGCGGAGAGUCUCCGCGCGCCCUCAGCCCCGAGCCCAAGCCCAAGUUCACUCUCCCGGACAUGAUCCGGGCAGGUAUAAAAAAUGUUCUGCAGAAAGGUGGAGGUGGUACCUCACUGACUCCAGCUAGCGCUCCUGAAGCCCACCAACAAACAUCAACGUCCACUUCUUCCCCACUGACAUCAUCGGCAUCUCUCAUUUCAACAUCUUACCCAGGAGUGAUGUACCAAACUGCUCAAGGCCUGGUAUAUGCUACUCCAAGUCCCUCACUACCCAAUGGUGUAAUAUUGAGUCUCCCACCUGGCAUUCAACUUCAACCACACAACGAAGCUAACGGUAGUUCUGCGUCAUCAUCAUCAUCAUCAGCUCAAGCUGCAGCAGCUGCAGUUUUACGACAACCACAAUUUAUAAGAAUACCCUUCCCAAUGGCGUUGUCAGACCCACAGGUUUCUGUACCAUCACAGUCACGAAAUAUUAUGUCAGAAGCUGCUGACUUAAGUAAAGGUCGUAAAUAACACAUUGUGAUUUCACAUGUAAUUUUUUAUUGUAACAUAUGUCGCUCAUUAUAAAAAAAUAGGUUUUUUUUCAUCUUCAUUUUGUUUUUAGCCACUUACAUGUGUGGAAAGUAGUUCAGUGAAUUCAUUGAUUUGAACUCUCAUCAUCCAUGGCUGGCACCAUGCAAACUGAGUUACUGAACAGCAAUAUCCUUUCAUAUGGUCUGCUUAUUGGUGUUUUUUGUAACUAUUGAACCAAUUGAAUGUAUUAAUUGCGAGAUCUGGGGUUUCAUAUACCAAAGGUUAAUCCUCUAGUAAUGUGAUUACCACCAUACAUUAGGUCUGCAGUGUAAGAAGAAAUAAGAGAUUGGUUUACCUUACUACACUGUUUGGUUCUGAUGGCCAGUUUGUUAUGUGUAACAAAUUUUGUUAUUUAAUAUUUAUGUUGAGAGGUUCUGGUAGGAUUGACUACCAUCUCUUUCAAUUGCUGUUCUGCUUUGUGACCGUCCAUUACUUAGAGAGAAUAGUAACUCUGCACAAACAUUUAUACUUAUUCUUUUUAAGUCAUUGAAUACAUUUGACGUCAGUCAGCCAACUAAAGUUGUGCUGUUAGUUUUCUUGUUUCAUGUAGUAGAUGUUAUUGUAGCUUCUUUUUGAUUUUCUAAUUGUAUGUGAAGUGUAAGAUGCGGACACAAAGUUUUGAGUACAUAGUGAAAUUUUUAUUUGGACAUAUACAAUGUAACUUUGUAAUUUUCUGCAUAAUUUUGUGUCCAAAAUAAUUGUGAUGACUAAUUUUUUCUUGAAAAAGAAGUAUGAUUUGGACAGAUUCUUUUGUUUAACCAAUUCAUUGAUAAAUUUAAAAUUUAUCGUAGAAAAGCCUUCUGUUUUUGUAAAGGGGACCAAGAAAAUUUUAAUACUUCUUUGUAUGAAAACAGGCAGUAUGUAGCUCAUGACUUUGUAUAAUUCAAUGAGACUUUUGUAAAAAUUGAAAACAUAAAGACUGCAUAUUCUGUACUACUAAAUAAGGCUUCUAUAUUUUGCUGUGUGGCAAUUUUAAAAAUAAGGUAAUGUAGGCUGGAGAUUGAUGGAAUGGAACAAAUUUUGAGUCUUGAAUCAUGUUGACAUCAAAUUGAGCUGUGCACGUAAUAACUAAGUUUUUGUUUUACUUGA
Messenger RNA from Frankliniella occidentalis (western flower thrips), 2632 nucleotides. RefSeq names its product serum response factor homolog (gene bs). The record is from RefSeq and is a predicted model, not a curated record. Gene Ontology annotation, molecular function: DNA-binding transcription factor activity, RNA polymerase II-specific; protein dimerization activity; RNA polymerase II cis-regulatory region sequence-specific DNA binding. Gene Ontology annotation, biological process: positive regulation of transcription by RNA polymerase II. Lineage: Eukaryota; Metazoa; Arthropoda; Insecta; Thysanoptera; Thripidae.